Tribolium madens (black flour beetle) is the source of this 1060-nucleotide messenger RNA. RefSeq lists its product as uncharacterized. NCBI's taxonomy places the organism in Eukaryota, Metazoa, Arthropoda, Insecta, Coleoptera, Tenebrionidae. Gene Ontology annotation, molecular function: chitin binding. The record is from RefSeq and is a predicted model, not a curated record. The coding region runs from base 304 to 897 and encodes 197 amino acids. The transcript has 4 exons. Gene Ontology annotation, cellular component: extracellular region.
CCGCCACGCCUGGUUUCAUUUCGGGAAGUUUUUUUUUCAAGUUGUAUUCGGCUAAAUGCAGCUUUGCGUGUAAGCCGUAAAAGUAAUUUUCUAUUUCGUGUUCGAGACCUUUGGAGUCGAAUUGUUCCAAAUCCUUAACUUUCUGGAACAAGGGAGGAAAAAUUGGAAAAACUUCAUUUGCAUCAUGUGAAGAAUGCCGCGGAGAGGCAAGGUGACUGUUAAGAGAAGAGAAGACGAUUGCUAACUACAGGACAGUCGCUCGCGAGAUGCCGAUACAAUAAUAGUAGCGCAAAACUUUCUAAAAUGAAUUAUUUAACGUGCGUUUUACACACUGUGAUAUUAGUUUUAGGAUAUUUUCUUAUUACAGACGGUUUUGAGCAAAAAUCCAGCGUGAAAAAAGCUCGAGCGUCGGCCCCACCACCUGACGAACCUUCAAACAACGUCGGGAGUGAAUACGACGAAAGAAACAACGCACUUGAUACAAAAUACGUCCCUCCGGGCUUCGUCAGCCCUUCAGUACUCGAAUAUUUGGAACUAGGAAAAUCAAUUCCUGGACGUCCCGGAACAGACUAUCCGAUCUUAGGAAUGGUUCCUUACACAAAUUUCUAUUGCGACGAACAACCAUAUCCCGGAUUUUACGCUGAUGAAGAGACGAGAUGUCAAACAUGGCAUUAUUGUGACAUCGAUGGUAGACAAACGACAUUCUUGUGUCCCAAUGGUACCCAAUUUAGUCAAUUAGUGUUCGUUUGUGAUUGGUGGUUUAACGUACGAUGUGACUUAAGCUCAAAAUUGUAUGUCAUCAAUAGCAGGUUGUAUGGACGGCCGAAAUUAGACCCGACACGGCCACAUCGAACCAUCACGAAGCAAUUAUUAGAAGAAAUUUUUAACGACGAAUAAACUGUGAUGGUUUUAAAUUUGUAUACUGAAUCGAUAAGUCAUUAAAAUGUUUCCCUAGUGUAACAAUAUACAAACAAUUAAAUAUAAUAAGACGUAUUUUUUGUAUAAAAUGUAGAUAGUUUGUUAUUUAAAUUUAGCAAUAAAUGUUUAAAUAUUUGAAAAA